Messenger RNA from Rotaria sp. Silwood2, 773 nucleotides. The record is from the annotation of a GenBank genome assembly. Lineage: Eukaryota; Metazoa; Rotifera; Eurotatoria; Philodinida; Philodinidae.
AUGGCAUUGGUAUCUUCAUCAUCUAAUCUGUUAUAUGGUGAUAGACAAUCAUCAUCUUCAUUUAAUAAAAAAAUUAUGACUUUACCACGAAUUGAACAUCCAUCAAAAUUCAUAAAUGAAGAAGAUAAAAAUUCUUUAGAUAUUCGUGGAAGAUCAAGAGAUGGUCAUGGAGAUGGAAAAUUAAUAAGAAGUGAAACAUCAACACCAGAAUCUCGAUAUCGUCGUCGAAGAUCAUCUUCACUUAAAUAUUUUCCCAAUUCUUCAAUGUAUUCUGAUGAAUUAAAACAAAAAAAUGAUUAUGUCAAUUCGAAUUAUCGACAAGAUCAAGAUAAAGUUCGUUUACCAAUAUUCGGUCAUCGAGCAGAAAGUCGAACAUCAUCAUCAUCAUCAUCAUUAUCAUAUGGUGUUGAAAGUGGUAAAGCAAGUCCAAGAACAUCACGUAUUGUUAUUGAUGAACUUGAAAGAAUGUUAAGAGAAAAAGUUCGUUUACAAAUUCAUGAUGUUCGAACGAAAUUUCGUCAUGUUUCUGAUGUUGAUUCAAAUGGAAAAAUCUCUCGUCAAGCUUUACAACAUAUAAUUGCUUCUAUAUUUGGUAGUCAACGACAAAUAGGACCUAAUCAAAUAGAUAAAUUAUUAGAACGUCUUCAUUUAAAACAUUUAAAUAAAAUAAGGUUGUUUUUUUUCUAUUUAUUUUUCUUUAAUUUUUUUAUUGUUUUGUGCUUUAAAUAUUCUUGAAGGUGAUCCACCAUCCAAUGAUGGACAUAAAUUAACUA